Molecule: messenger RNA, 3499 nt
Organism: Nezara viridula (southern green stink bug)
Lineage: Eukaryota; Metazoa; Arthropoda; Insecta; Hemiptera; Pentatomidae
Source: the annotation of a GenBank genome assembly
GUAAUAACCUUUCAGAAUGUGCUGAGUGGUAGGUUCGAAUUGUGGAGGGAAUUCUUUUAAUUAUUGUUUUUUAAUUUUAAUAGUUCAAGUUAUAUGGAUUAACUAUAUAUAAAAAUUAAUUUAUAAUGCAUACGGAAGUUUUGUGUUGAAAAUGUUUUUAAUUUCUUGACCGACGCUGAUUCCUGUGGUCAACUUGGUGACUUUUUAAUACAGUAAUUAUCAUGUUUGGAGGUACUUCUUCACCGUUUGGCCAAAAAUCUGCAACUCCCGGAACAACUGGAGGUUUUGGUCAACAACCUGCAUUCGGAACUGCUGGUGCUAGUACAGGUACUUUUGGAACUUCUCAACAGCCAGCCUUUGGCCAAACUCCAGCUUUUGGCCAAUCCGCUGCAGCUCCUUCAUUUGGGAAUCCUACAACACAACCAUCCUUUGGAACUCCCACGUCUACCCCAGCUUUUGGAGCACCCACUUCCACGCCUGCAUUUGGAACAACUACAUCUGCUCCAGCUUUUGGAGCACCCGGUGCUACGCCAGCUUUUGGAGCUCCUACUUCUACACCAGCUUUUGGAACACAAACAGCAACACCCGCUUUUGGAACACAAACAGCAACACCCGCUUUUGGAACACAAGCUGCUACACCCGCUUUUGGAACACAAACAGCAACACCAUCUUUUGGAACACAAACAGCAACACCAGCUUUUGGAACACCUACAUCCACACCAGCUUUCGGAGCACCUACAUCCACACCAGCUUUUGGAACACCUACAUCCACACCAGCUUUUGGAAAUACAACCCUAUCUUUUGGUACAACUCAGCAGAAAACUGGUUUUGGCACACCUCAGUCUUCUGUGGGUUUCGGUGUUGGAAAUACUCAGCCGUCUCUUACUGCCACUACAGCACAGUCUGGUUUUGGCUUUACUAACACUGUAGGGCAGCCAGGUUUUGGAGCCAGCACAACAACAACUUCUGUUCUUGCAACAUCAACAGCUGCUACCCCUUCUGUCAAUUUCAAUCCACCUCAAACUACUGCUAUUGGUUUUAAUAUAUCUAAAGCACCAACACUUAGUUUUGGCACACCUACCACAGCAGCUACACAAUCGUCUCUUACUUUUGGUACAUCUUUAACUCCGAAACCUGUUACUUCGACUGCAUUAACAUCAUCAGGUUUUGCUUUUGGUACUGCUACUACUACUACACAAGCUGCCAUUACAACUCAAGCUCUUAACAGUGGACUAGGUUUAAGUGGGUUAUCUUACAGUUCAACUGCAAUAGGCGGCAAGUCUAUGUUAACCAUAACCGGUAACACUGCUACUCCUCUGUAUGGAACAAAAUCUUCUGAUCUAAAUGCAAGCAAGACUCAAGGACAGGUGCCUCCAAAAUGUCAAGCGGUUCACCCUUUAGUGUUAGAAAUGGUUGAAUCUUUCAAAAAUCACAUAAAGGAACAAAAACAUUUGUGUUUAGAAGUAUCAAGAGCAAGUUUAAAACCCAUUAACAAAAUAUCCAGUGAUGCUGAAAAUGUUAAAAAAUCUGUUAUGAAGUUAGAACGAGCUGUGAAUAAGAACAAGAUGUUAAAUUCAAAAUUAAAAGAAGAAACUGUAAAAGCACUUGCUGAUGUGGAAAUAGCUCAAAAAGCUAUGGACUACCCUGGAGGAUUUCCGUGUGAUAACUCAAUAGUUACUGACUAUUUCUUGCAGCUAGCUAACAAAUUUCAAGCUCAGGUUGUUGCUUUGCGUAUUGAACUUGAAAAUACAGAAAAAAGUAUUAUGUGUGAAUUAAAUCCAGCUGCAUUCACUCCUCAAGAAUUGUCUACCACAAUGCAGCGUUUAUACGAGUGCUUUGUUGCUUUAGCUGGAAGAUUUCAAUUUGUCCAUGCCCAAAUUUCUAAUGUGAAAGUACAACACCUUGAACUAAGGAAAAGGAAGUUAGAGGAUUAUACUGAUAUUUUUAGUAAAAAGAACUUUAGUAUGAAAGCAACCAAUGAAGCAGCGUCACUAACGAUGGGUCCAUCUCCAUUUUCAGGUUUUCGAAACUACCAUUCAAUGAACAUGAAUUCAUCCCAACAGCAAAAUGACACUCAUCCGUCUCUAUCUGCUACUGCCAUGGCUCAUUCUUUUUUAAAUAACUCAUUGAAUAAGUCAGCGUUACAUAACACUAGUUUGUUAGCCUCUCCGUCGUCAUCUGCUCCAGGAUCAAAAAGAGGAAAGAGAUGAAAAAUACACUUCAUGAUUUUCUAAUUGUAUAUUGUUUUACUUACAAGAUGCGUGUAAAUUAAGUCAAGAUCUCAAUAUAUGUAUUUAAUCUAUUGAAAUACUUACCUUAUACGGUUUAGAAAUUGAUUUGGUGAAAAUACCUCAGCACCCAAACGAAGAGAAAACCACUGUAUGAAAAGAAUUAUAAUUCAGGAGGGAUUCAAGAAUUUAAACAAAAUUUGUAUUUAAAACAAGACACAGGAAAGAAGUUAAGAUUUUUUAACAAGGAUCAAGAGAAACUAUUAUCUGUUUGGAAUAACUUGUAAAGGCUGAGGAAAAACAAUAGUUAAAAAAAAAAAAAUUAAGGUCAUUGAGGAUCUUUAUUUACAUAAAAUAACCUCAAUAAUAGAUUAUAAUUAAAUAAAAUACUUAGAAAAUCACAAAAAUAGAGAGUCUAACAAGUACCAUAGGCAUUGCUGAAGUUGUACUAUAAUAAUAUUUAUUUUUGUUUGAGUCACGGAACAGAACAAAGCAACUCAUGAUUUUAGAACAAAAAAUGUUUUUUGUAAUCUAAAAAAAGAAUGGCCUGAAUCUUGGUUUGGUUUUCGCAUGAUUUUUUUUUUUUUUUGCCUAAUGUAAAAUAGUGUAAAACUGGCACAUUUUUAAAAUGUGCAAAUCGAUGACUAGUCCACAAUAUUCGAUUAAAAUUAUUCUCAUAACAUAAAAUGAGGGUUAAUCGACCAUCUAAUAAAAAUAUAUACACUUAAGAUAAACAAUAAUUAUAACAGGUGUCUAUAUAUUAAAUAAAAAAGAACAAAUAAAUAUAACAAAAAUAUACCAAUUUACAAAGAAUAAGUACUGUUUAGUUUUUUUUCCAAACAUAGGCUAUCACUUAUAUACAAUCUAAAUUAUUGUAAGCUAGCAACAAGCCUAGUUAAGGCACAUCUAAACAUCUUAAGAUUUUCUGUUAUUUUAUAGGACUAUAAAUUUAAUUUUUAAUCCUAUUAAAUAUAAACAAAAAAUGCUAUUCGUUGCUAAGCGACAUAAUAACUGCCUGAAACAAAAGAAAACAUUUGUUCAUUUAGGUUGAUAUAUAUAAAGUAUAAAUAAAAUAUCCAAAUAACAACCAAACAAUAGGAUGAAAACCUCUAGCAGCUUAUAAAUAGCUCACUGACAACAAUAUCGUAGAGAAGGAAAUAAGAACAGUCAAUGAGAAGGGUAAAUAACUCCCUCCCACCCAUAACAAAUUCAACUGACCUGACAUAUAGUUUAACUAUAACGAUAAAUAUGGAAAAAUAUAAAUGAAAACA